Molecule: messenger RNA, 843 nt
Organism: Stegodyphus dumicola
Lineage: Eukaryota; Metazoa; Arthropoda; Arachnida; Araneae; Eresidae
Source: RefSeq, a predicted model, not a curated record
AUGGAUUUAGAUGGUUUGCUUUCAUUUUUGCUCGAUGAAAUUGAAGGUGAAGAGAGAGUAUCUAUAGCUACUCAGUGCUUUACUAAAUAUCAGACACCUAAGCCUGGGAAUGCUAAACACUUUGGUUUCAAAAACCGUGGAGAAUUUUCCAAAACACCUUCUGCUUCUACUCUAAUAGCAACAUCUGAACAAAAUUCAACUGGAUGUAUUUUUUGUGCUGGAAAUCAUGCAUCUGGUGAUUGCGUUAAAGCAAGAAAGAUGACGUCUGAGGAAAGGCAAAAAGCAGUUCUAAAUAGUCGCAGUUGCUUUUUAUGUUUAGACAGAAAACAUGUAAUAGCUAAAUGUAAAAAACGAACAUCGUGUGUGAUUUGUGGGAAGAAAAAACACCACAUACUUUUAUGUAGAAAUAUCCAAGCUGAAUCAAAAUCUCCAGUUCCUGUUAGCACGAAUAAGGAUGAAAAUACGGAUGCAGUACCUGAACGAGAUGAAACCCUCGCCAAUUUGGCGAGAACAACAAAUGUGUUUUUGCAAACUUUAACGGUUACAUUGAAAGGGCGAGAUAGAAAGCGCCAGGCCCGUGCUAUUAUCGAUUCAGCUUCACAGAGAUCUUAUAUUUUAAAAAGCACUGCAGAUGAAAUGAAAUUUGAGAGUACAUCUAAAGAAAGAUUGAGCCAUUCAUUAUUUGGCGGGUCAUGUACUGAUGUCAUAAACCACGAUGUUUUUACAGUGUUCUUGUCUAAAACGGAUGGAACUUAUCAUUGUAACUUCAAAGCUCUUAGCCAAGAUAUUAUUUGUGGAAGUAUACCACCAGUUGCUAAUGGCGAGUGGAUUCGAAGAGCUUAA